Hibiscus syriacus is the source of this 441-nucleotide messenger RNA. Its product is annotated as histone-lysine N-methyltransferase CLF-like. The transcript has 3 exons. Gene Ontology annotation, molecular function: histone methyltransferase activity; protein binding. The record is from RefSeq and is a predicted model, not a curated record. Gene Ontology annotation, biological process: chromatin remodeling. Lineage: Eukaryota; Viridiplantae; Streptophyta; Magnoliopsida; Malvales; Malvaceae. Bases 16 to 294 code for a protein of 92 amino acids.
AGGUGACAAUUAUGAAUGCAGAAAUAUGAAGCUUCUUCUAAAACAACAACAAAGGGUCUUGGUUGGAAGAUCAGUUGUUUCUGGAUGGGGAGCUAUGCCAAGGUAAUUAUGGUUGCAGGUGAUCACCAAGUCGGUAUAUUUGCCAAAGAACGAAUAAAUGCAGGAGAGGAACUAUUCUACGACUACCGUUACGAGCCAGACAGAGCUCCUGCCUGGGCUAGAAAACCCGAUGCAUCUGGGUCCAAGAAAGAGGAUGGCGCUCCGUCAAGCGGACGAGCUAAGAAACUUGCCUAACCUUACUAUUUAUUUACAUCCUACAUUCAAUUUUUUGCCAUUCUUUCACAGGUAAUACUUGGAAAGAUCAUUCUCAUUUCGCAUUGAUAGGCCGAUAGGAAGAAUGAAUGUUGUCAUGUUGUUAUUGGGGAUGCCAUCGUUGUCAUU